Molecule: messenger RNA, 1534 nt
Organism: Cydia splendana
Lineage: Eukaryota; Metazoa; Arthropoda; Insecta; Lepidoptera; Tortricidae
Product: zinc finger protein 761-like
Exons: 1
Coding region: 10-936 (308 amino acids)
Biological process (GO): regulation of gene expression
Cellular component (GO): nucleus
Source: RefSeq, a predicted model, not a curated record
ACGUCACAAAUGUUCUUUGUUUCAGUUGCAAACCAAAUAGGAUUCACCAAAAGAGAUCCACUGCAAAAGUGCGAAGUUCAACACAACUCCAUCUCUGACCAGAACCAAUCACCAGAGAGUCAGACACAGAACGCUGCUGGUCAACGAAUGAAUGUAGCGGGUACUCCGCAAGACAUCGACGAAGUCUUCGAAUGCGAGACAUGUGGCAAAACAUUCAAUAAAAUAUUCUACUUUACCUCACAUAUGCAACUACACGAGUACAACUUGAAAAUCGUUGAAACGAAAACAUACUCCUGCGAGACGUGCGGAAAACAAUUUGAGACUAAAAAGCUUUUACGUGAGCACGAGUUGACACACGUAACCCGUGACUACCGUGAGUACUCUUGCGAAUUUUGCGGUAAAACGUUUGGUUAUAUGUAUCAACUGACGAGUCAUACAAGAGUUCACACGGGUGAGAAACCAUACAAGUGCACAAUGUGUACAAGACGAUUCGCGUGGACUAGCAGUUUAGCUUGCCACGAACGAUCGCACACUAGACAGAAACCGGAUGUUAGCAAUGUGUGCGAUAAGGGCUUUGGAUAUUACAGAAUGGAUGACCACCGCUUGCCUAAAGCUGUCCUCGACUCGAUGAUCGAUCGAUACGAGUUGGCAGUGGGUAAGCGGAAGCGCGGUGGUCAGCACCUGCUCAACAAGGACGUACGACAUCUGAGCGCUUGCGCCAACGACCCUGAGCGUUGGGAGGAUAACCGCCUCACAAGCCUAGACACAAAACGCCAAUUACAGAAGAUACCUAAGCCCUCCUACGUGUAUUCGCUCAACGAAGCUGGCCAAUUUUAUUGUCACAGGUGCAACAGAGUAUUUAAGACCAAGGUCGGCCUAUCCAGCCACAUAAGGGCUCACGUCAUGUCCGUGACAAAGUCCAUGAUGUUUAUUUAGGUUCGCCGUCAUCGAAAACGAUGAGGAGGACUAUUAUAUAUAGAUAUUACAGCAAUUUUCACUAGACAUAGACAGACUCAUACCAUACGCAAAAAGACGUUAUCCUGUGACGAAUGUGGUUAUCAAUUUUACGAUAAAUAUUCUCUAACUAUUCAUAUGAGGGUUCAUACAGGCGAAAAACCCUACGGCUGCGAAAUAUGCGGAAAAAUAUACAAGCAAAUAUAGUUUAAUCAGUCAUGGUGGAACUAUGACCUGUUUGUUCAAAAGUUGAAAGUCUAUUUAAUUGAUAAGGCAUUCUUUACGGUUAGGGAAUUCUGCAGUAAAUUUAACAUUAAAUAAUUUCAUAAAUUGACAUUUGUGAUGUAUGUAUAAGUUGUAAUGAUUGUUUUUUUUUUAAGUGAAAACUUCUUGUUAUAAACCAUAUUUAAAACUAACCAAAGUCAAUUCUAUUUUCAAAUUGGUUUCAGUUGCAAACCAAACAGUAAUCGCGAAACAAGAUCCACUGCAAAAGCGCGAAGUUCAACACAAGUCCAUCUCUGACCAGCACCGAUCACCAGCCAAUCAGAGACGAAAGGCUGUAGCGGGUACUCCGCAAGAC